AUGUUUAUGAACGCUCCUCCCCGGUUGGGCUUUCAUGGCUCGGACAUUUUCGCCUUUGAGCAGAGAAUGACAGCCAGAGCCCAAGAACAAUUCAACAAUCGACGCUUUAGAAAACUGAUUGCACGUCACAAACACCCCCUGAGUGCUCACAGGUCGCCGCAGAGUCCAGGCAGCAUGGCUAGUGAGGAUUGGUCAUUAGCCAAUGUGCCGGAUGGUAUCCAAGACAGUUUCGAGGCUCAGCAGCUCCGGAACAGAUAUCUCGCUGGCACUGCUGGAAGUCCCUAUUCCGACCCCGAGUCUUACAUGAUCUUUCAAAGAUUGCAACAAGUCGACACUUCUUUGCAUGACACACGGCCAGUCAUGGACCAUGGCCAACCAUGGCAUCCAGAUGGAAUGCUAUACACAAACGACAUUCAGUCCAUGUUUGCGCCAAUGCAGUUCCAGUUCGGUGUUGCGUCCAUGGAAGGCACUCCGAUAGCCGGCCCUGGUUAUAUUGGUCAAAACGUCCUUGUCUCCUCUCCGGUAUUCUCAGCAACGGAGUCAGGUGGGAGCUUUGGAAGCUUCUCUUCCACUGGCGCUCCUAAUCCAAUGGAUGCCGGCUCUUUCAGCUCAGUCGACGGCAUCAUAGACACUAGCCCCUCCCAACAGUUCGAAUACACCAAUUCACCCUUUGCAUCCUCAUCUCUGAUAAUGGAGAAUAUGCCCAACAUCAAGGCACCUCCCUCGCCACUGGCCUUUUCUGAGCCAACGCCUAUUGUCUUUUUCCAGUCACCCUCAGCCCAGCUUACUGAGCCCCCGUGCCACAGGGAAGACCACCAUAACACUACGAGGAUUCCUGUUCUGCAGAGCUACAAUGGUGAUGUCAAAGCUGAGCCACCAGUUCACCAUCCGGAGGUUCCAAAGCCAAGAAAAGGACUCCCUGAGAAGCCGAGGCCUCGCGUCAACUCCAACGAGGUGGCACAACGAUGCAAUUCCUCGGCUCACAAGGCUGCUGCACCAGGCUCUCAAAAGGAACUUAGACCCAAGCAAACAAAGCCCUGCCAGCAAGAAGUCCCCAUCGCAGACAUUACGGAUCAAGACCGCAAUUUAAAGGAUGAAUACCUUCUUCAAGCCAAGGCGCAAGGUUUGACCUACCGUGAGAUCCGCGUCAAGGGCAACUUCACAGAGGCAGAAUCGACCCUCCGUGGUCGCUAUCGCACUUUGACCAAGACAAAAGAGGAGAGAGUUCGGAAGCCUGAAUGGACUGAUAACGACAUCCAGCUGCUCCGGAGAGCUGUCCGCAAGUUCUCCAAAGGUAACGACCCGGCCUCUAUGAAAAUUCCUUGGAAGCAGGUGGCUGAAUACAUCCGCUCGCAUGACGGCUCGUACUUGUUUGGCAACGCCACAUGUCGGAAGAAGUGGGAUGAAAUCGUCCAACAUUCUGCGGGACGGCACGUAGAUGAGAACACGGCCAGUUAG
Messenger RNA from Colletotrichum truncatum, 1458 nucleotides. RefSeq lists its product as uncharacterized. Lineage: Eukaryota; Fungi; Ascomycota; Sordariomycetes; Glomerellales; Glomerellaceae. The record is from RefSeq and is a predicted model, not a curated record.